This is a messenger RNA of Porites lobata, 7419 nucleotides long. The record is from the annotation of a GenBank genome assembly. Lineage: Eukaryota; Metazoa; Cnidaria; Anthozoa; Scleractinia; Poritidae.
AUGUUGGUUCAUGGUUUGCGACGAGCGGCAAGAACCGCUGUGAGAUCUAACUUUGUUGCUCGCACCUUAAGACAAACACAGAGGAGAACACUGCCAGUAUGUUCGCAAUUGUGUAAGUAAUAAAAUUAUUGUGUUUACGCAUUCCUUUUGUAGAUAGGAGUGUUUCACUGAGACGCGCACGCCGGGAAGCCACGUUGAGGAUGUCUUUGAUUUUAAGUCACAUGCGAUGAAAUGUACCCUGUAUGAACCUCCAAUUUGAUUGCUUUCAAAGUCAUUUAUGUUAAAAUUCUGUUUUUGUUGUGAGUUAUUAUGGAAGAAUUCUCGUUUAUGGCAUCAUGAUCAUUUGUACUUAUAUUGAACUUUGCAUCAAGUAUUGCUGGAGCUUGGCAAGUAACUUACGUUUUUUCCUUCAUAUUUAUUCAUCCAGAUAACCGCCGCUAUGUUUCAACCGAUAAACCUGUGUCUGCCGCAGCUGCCGCUGCCUCUCCUAAAACAUCGACACCCGCAGCGUCAAAGCCUGGAGCUGUUGGAAAAAUUAUUGCUGUUAUUGGUGCCGUUGUAGAUGUUCAAUUUGAGGAGGGUCUCCCUCCCAUUUUGAACUCACUGGAGGUGGAAGGCCGUUCUCCGAGACUUAUCCUUGAAGUCGCUCAACAUUUAGGUAAUAAUGGAUAAUUUUCGUACUUUUUAAUUUGAAUUGAUAAAAUGUGACUUAAAUUUUGAUAUGAGAAGAUAUGUAAUCGCACGUACCCCUCCCCUCACCAACAUUAGAGAACUUGAGCAACCACGAUGGCAACGAGAACGGGAAAGCAAUAAGUUAAGACUGGUAAAACAACAGCUGUGCACAUGCAUCACGCUUUUUUGUACAUUUCUUUGCUGUCACUGCCUGACUUUAACAUGAAAGUGCCAAAUUUCAUGUUUUGUGGAAGAUGUGAACACAUGAGGACUUUCUUUUUCUUUUCCUGAACUUUGAUACUGUCUUUUAGAAUUCAACUUCAGAAAGGUUUGCCAACAUUUGACGAGCUGAACAAGUUGGAAUAACAUAAUAAAUUUUGAAGAAGUGCAAGUUGACUUUUUAAGUGACUUUUUCGUAGCCAUUGCCGUCAUUUUUGCUUAAGCUCCCUAUUUUCAUUCCUUCACGCACAUACUUUCUUCCACAUUUAUAUGACUAGAAUACCAUACAGUGCCAUGGUUAUAUGUAUGUCAACUUAGUUACAUCACUGGACCACUCACUUACAUGUAUAGUUUACAGUCCUGUGGUAAAGUUUGUUUGGUCCUCAUUACAAUGUAGGUGAGAACACUGUACGAACCAUUGCUAUGGAUGGUACGGAAGGUCUCGUCAGAGGACAAGUGUGUAAAGAUACUGGAGGUCCUAUUACAAUUCCAGUUGGCCCAGAGACAUUAGGAAGAAUUAUUAAUGUUAUCGGAGAGACUAUUGAUGAAAGAGGCCCCAUUGGUACAGACAAGUAAGUGAUCACUGUAGAACAAAAUCAUUUGCAUUCCUGAGGAAAACUGUCUAUCAUAACCCUGUGAUCAUGUGAGACAUCAACAACUUCAUCUUUAACCACCAUUUUGUAUCAAAAAAUGUGCAAAUGUAGCUUAUUGAUUACAUAGGAUAUCGGUAUUCUUUCUGAGGUAACUAUAGAGACUGAGGGUAUGUCCCAGAUUGAACAUAGAAGCAAACUUUACAGCAGUAAUAAUUUUUCAAGAAGGCUGUGAAAAAGUUCCAAAAUCUCCUUCAAAUCUUACAAAAAUUUUCUGCAAUUGUAAUGUAAAUGAACAAUCCUUCACUGUACUUCUUUGAUAUAUUCUGUUCUCUGGAUGAUUAAACUUUUGUAGACGAGCUGCAAUCCACGCUGAAGCACCAGAGUUUGUUGAAAUGAGCACAGAGCAGGAAAUUCUUGUUACAGGAAUUAAAGUUGUGGACCUUCUUGCUCCUUAUGCUAAGGGAGGAAAGAUUGGUAUGUUUCAGUGGCCUUUGGUGUGAAUAAUACUGUAGUCAAUAUGUCUGAGGGCAUGAAGAGUCAUCCCUUACUCUCUGUUUGAACACUCUUUGAAAUCUUUUAAUAUUUUAAUUGAAGGGCUUUCAGUCAUUGCUAACAAUGGCUUCGGGCUGCAAUGUGCCUUUACUUCAUCGACACUUGUGUGCUGAUUUAGGUUUGAUAUUGAUGUUUGAAGUAGAUGACAUUUAUAGAAGACUAAUUAUCAUGAAAAAAAAUUGCAGCAAUAUUCCAGUGAUUUUGUUACCUCUGCGUCCUGUGUCCUUGAUGCAUAAAAAUCCCCAAAGAUGCAAAAUGAAUCAUGGCAUGGGUCCCAUAGGAUGAUCAAUUGAUCCAUUGAUCUGAAGAUGUUUUUGUAGAAUACCCUGUUCAUGCAAUUUCUGUGGCUGUUAUUUCAUCUUUUUCUGUGCUUUGAAUAGAAGGGCUAUAUUUUUAUUUUAGGAAACUGUAAUAAAGAGAUUUGGAGUCUUUCUUCAGAUUAACUGCUUGGUUACAUAAGAGGCCCAAGCAUUUUCAAUUUAGGACUCAGUUGCUUUUAGAACUGGGGCUCAUUGGUUCUGUACUUGGACUCAUGUUUUUUCACAAGAUAAGUCCCAGGCCUCACUAGAACUAUUUGUAACAAAAUCACUGUAACACGCGAUCAGUGUUGGAAGUUUUGUAUGUAGACAUUGCUGCCUAACAGAGAGAACUUCAAGAAUUCUUGAAUUGUAUUGUGUUCAUCAACUGUUGAUGUGACUGUGUGUUGAUAUACAAACUGUUUUUCUUUGUUUGUCAUCAAGGUCUCUUUGGAGGUGCUGGUGUUGGUAAGACUGUUCUUAUUAUGGAACUGAUCAACAAUGUAGCUAAAGCUCAUGGUGGUUACUCAGUGUUUGCUGGUGUUGGAGAAAGAACACGUGAAGGAAAUGACUUGUACCAUGAAAUGAUUGUAUCAGGUGUCAUCAGUUUGAAGGAUAAAAGUUCCAAGGUAACAGAUUGUUUUACAGGUAGCUAUUAUGACUGCUGAAGGAGGAUCAUGAGGCUAUCCCUAUACUAAGAUCUCUCCUUACAGAUAACCCACCCAGCCCGGGAAAGGUUGGCCACACUACUGUGGUGUACAUCCCCUACUCCUUUCAAACAGUGGUGUGGGUCUUUAACUUCCCACAAGAACCAGAUAAGUGAAAGUGCUGUGAGAUGGGAACUACAGUUUUUGGUCCUUAUCCAAGAAGACUAGAAUGUGUGACCAUUACUUAAAGACCCCGAAUGUUCAUCCGGCGACCUUCCACUCAGCAGACUGGCGCGCUCCCAACUGAGCUAACCAGGUGGUAGCGUUGUAAUUAUUGUAAUACAGAUCAUAACAUCAUUUUAUUGUAAAUUAAUACUAUUUUUGAAUUGUUUGUUUGAGGUGGCCCUUGUGUAUGGUCAGAUGAAUGAGCCCCCAGGUGCUCGUGCUCGUGUUGCUCUGACUGGUCUGACUGUUGCCGAGUACUUCCGUGAUGAAGAAGGACAGGAUGUGUUGCUUUUCAUUGAUAACAUCUUCCGUUUCACACAAGCUGGUUCUGAGGUCUGUGUAUAUUCAUUGACUUGUUUCUUCAAGUCAGUCUGGGGUCAAUUUUAAUAAAACUUUUUUAAGUGUUAUUUACAAGUGUACACAAUGUAGCUAUUGUCUUCAGAUAUGUAAAUUACGCUUGUAAAAGUUUUAUUAAACUGGCCCCAGUACCCUGUGGCUUUCUUGCUACAUAGGUUUAAAUGAGCUUUAUUAAUCAUAACGGCAAACUAUGAAGAUGUUUUGAUUCUUGGUCUUUAAUAUGCUUGCAGGUGUCUGCUCUGUUGGGGCGUAUUCCUUCUGCUGUUGGUUACCAGCCAACUCUGGCCACUGAUAUGGGUACUAUGCAAGAACGAAUUACCACAACUAGGAAAGGAUCUAUUACAUCAGUACAGGUAAAUUGACAACAUUAUCAUUUGCAAACCAUGUUCAUACUUAUUAUAUUAUAGUAAUAAUACUAUGAUAAUGUACAGUGUAACAAUGAUUUGAUUUGUGACUUGGCUUGAAAGAUAGCAUGUUACAGUACAGUUAAGCUUACAUGUAGUUUAGGAUUAGGGUUAUUGUUAGGGUUAUUUUUUACUUCAUAAAUCAUGUUUGUUGAGUUAUGUUAACUUUUAAUUUAGCCAGGAUUAAUGCACAAGUUAAAAAUCAUAGUACUUGAAUCCUGUGUACAAGCAAGUUGUUCACUUCUCUGUGACAGAUUUUUAUUUUGUUUAAUUUAACAUUGUUUUGUUGGUGUGAAUGGGGCUUAAGUUUGGUAGGUAAUAAAAUGUGUCAAAAAUGUUGAGCAUUAAGAGGUGCUUUUUAAUAACAGAAUUAAUGAGCAGAAACUUCUCAGUAUUUACUGUGUUGAGGGGUGCUUCUUGAAAGAAUGUAUGAAAUCAAUUGAACUAAAUGUACAACUCAAACACAAGGACUAGUUUGGCAAUGCAUUACCUCAGCCUUUGGCCGGUAGCUAUUAUGAUAAUAAUUAUUUAAGAUGUAACAAGUAAGCAUUUUGGUUAACAUUAGUUGUUUUCCUUUACUACAUCUGUAGGCAAUCUAUGUGCCAGCUGAUGACUUGACAGACCCCGCACCUGCCACUACCUUUGCUCACUUGGAUGCCACUACUGUGCUGUCUCGUGGCAUUGCUGAGUUAGGAAUUUACCCAGCUGUAGACCCUCUAGACUCUACAUCACGUAUCAUGGACCCUAAUGUUGUUGGACAAGAGCACUAUGAAAUAGCCAGAGGUGUACAGAAGAUCUUACAGGUAACAAAAUAAAGUCAUCUAGUUUUUAAGAAAACAGGCAAACAUAGUUCUCGAUGAUGGUAAUUUCACAGGGAAGUGAUCUUAGUAAUGAUAGCAGUUACAUAAAAGAAGAUGGAGAAUUCAAACACCAGAAUGGUCAGAAAAAUUUUCCAAGCUCCAGUUGAGAAUCAAACUCACGACCCUCCGUGUUCUAGUUCGGACUCUCUAACCACUGAGCUACUGGAACUCUAGUGGCGAGCAGGGUCAGAAUUCAAAUACAUGUUCACCAGACUUAAAGUGUUGCAUCGCGGACUUGCUUGAAAUUCGGCCAUCCACCAUUGACAAACCCAAGACUGUUUAUUUAUACAUGUGUAUUAAAGAAGAUGGAGAAUUCAAACACCAGAAAGCUCAGAAGAAUUUUCCAAGCUCUAGGUGAGAAUCAAACUCAAGACCCUCUGAGUUCUAGUUUGGGCGCUCUAACCACUGAGCUACUGGAACUCUAGUGAGCAAGAUUGGAAUUUUAAGACAAGUACACCAGACUUAAAGGAUUGCAUUGGGGACUUGCUUGAAAUUUGGCUGUCCACCAGCGUAAAAGCCCAAGACUGUAUAUAAUAUGUAGAAAGCUGUAGACUGUAAACACUGGUUUAUUAUGACUAUAAUUAUUAAUCUAUAAUACUUAUAACAAUAUGCAGUAACAAAAAUUUUAUUGCAAUGUUGCAGUGUACAUUAGUAAAAUCAAGUGAAUCAAAAAAUUCUACCCAGAGAAAAAAAAUUGGUUGUGUUCUGUAAGGAAAUUAACAUGUACAUAUCAAGUUUCCAAGUGGUUUGAGUGUUGUGUGGAUGUUGUAUGGGUCAGGGGUUUGAGUUCUGUACAAGCCUGGAUUUUUCCUGUCUUUCUGUAUGCAAUUUAAGUAGUUAUCUCUUAAAUGGGUGUGUUUUUUUUACAUUUUAUUUUAUGCGGCAAGUGAUCUCAUAUUUCAAUUUCAGGAUCACAAAUCUCUACAAGACAUCAUUGCCAUCCUGGGUAUGGAUGAAUUGUCUGAAGAUGACAAACUGACAGUUGCACGUGCACGAAAGAUCCAAAGAUUCCUUUCACAGCCUUUCCAAGUUGCUGAGGUGUUUACAGGUCAUGAUGGCAAACUUGUUCCCUUGAAGGUAAUGUUUACAUUGUGUCAUGUAGUACCUGCUACAGUAUUUGUACUUUAAAAGAGUGUUAAGAAAUGUAAAUAGUUUUUAGUUUAAUUUUUAUAUAUUCAUAUAUUAGUCUGUAUUUUUCCUUUUUGUUCUUUUUAAUUUUUGAGGACUCUUUUGUAAAUCACUUAUCAGUGAAAUUGAUAUCCUCAAUAAAGACUAUUAUUAUUACUUUGUUACUCGGUUUAUGCACCACAGUUAGUAGUACCAAACAGUUGUUACAAUUGUCAUAUAUGUACAUGAGGAUUGAGAGAGCAAGCCACUGGAAUGGCGUUAGAAUCCAAGGAGUGUCGGUAAUCUCCAAGCCUACCUUGUGACUGCUCCUCUGGUACAGGUUUGUCACGUACCUCAACAUUUUACCUCAAAACUCCAUUGGAUGAUACUUGUACAGCAAGCAAGACCAUGGUUUCAUGUAAAGAUUCUUUACAUUUUUGUUAACGUUUCUUCUUGUGGUUUGCUUUUAACAGGACACCAUCUCUGGAUUCAAGAAGAUCCUCAAUGGUAAGUUUUCCUGAUAACUGGUGCAUUUUGUUUUAGGAGUUGUGUUAAGAAAUUGAGCUCAAUUCGUUCAGUAAGAGCUGUCCAACAGAUUGAGCAAAACAUUAAAAUAAUCGCUUAAAACAAAGGAAUUAAGGAAGGGAGCCAAUACAAAAAAGCACUGACAGCGAUUCUAAAAAGAUUGAAGUGGGUUGCAUUUGAGGUUUUGUGGAACUUUCCAGCCUAAUAGCCUGCGUUCCAGGUGGCCCAUGCACUCGUCUAAACCAUUAAUAUAUUCCAUUUGCAAAGUAGUGCACAAAAGCUUGUUCUAAUAUCCUGCAGAGUCGCAAGGACAUAUGUGAGUGUUUCUGAUAGGUGGGUUUCUGACAGGUUUCUUAUGCGCCUCACGAUUGGCCUAAUUCUUACGUGUGCGUGACGGUUGAGCGCAGUGACAUGUCAAAAUUCACAGAAGGGAGUUGGCAAGGAUUGUUUACAGUAAACAAUGAACAAGCAGUUCUAGCGUCAAAACAAAGUAGGAAAUCACGAUAUUCCCGGCUAAAAAAAAAAAAAACUACACACAUGUAGCUAUUCAGGUCAUGCAUUUAGGAGAAAACCAAAUAGACUAAGGUUAUUUAGCCAUAGUAAAAAAGCUUAAGGCUUCAACGGAGGUAAAAGAAACUGCAUCCGUGAUCAAAUCCUGUCAGAAAACAUUUGCCGAAGCAUAAACCACAGUAACUAAUUACUCAAUAUGGAACAGACCAGCGUCAUAACCUCUGAAUGUGAGACUCAAAGCGGAAUGGGACUUGAUCCUAGCAAGUGUGCUAUACAUGAUGAUGUACUGUGGAAAUAAUUUGUGUGAUUAUACUUCUACUAGGUGAAUAUGAUCAUCUUCCUGAAGUUGCUUUUUACAUGGUCGGAGAUAUCAGUGAGGCUGUAGCCAAAGCAGAGAGAUUAGCAGAGGAAGUGCAGUAAACACUGAACAGCUACUGUCGACGUUAACCACA